UACCCUCCCCGAGACGGGUCCUGGAAGAGGAAAGGCUAACCCGGCGCCUAGCUCAAGCGCCUGACUGGAACGCAUCCACUCCUUCCCUGCCAGGACCGUUCCGUGGCGAGAUGGUGGCGCCCAGAGAGGGAACGUCUCAGGAGCUGGAGGCAGCCGUGCAGGAGGAGGAAGAUGCAGGGCAUAUGCAGGCAGAUCUAGAGCAGGAGGAGCUGGAGCCCAGGCUCCGAGACACCCCAGAGGACAUCUCCUUUGAAGCUGCUGCCAACACCAUUGCCUUCCACCCCAGCCAGGACAUCCUUGCAGCUGGCGAUGUGGACGGCGAUGUCUAUGUGUAUUCGUACUCUUGCCUGGAGGGUGGGAACCGGGAGCUCUGGUCUUCAGGACAUCACCUGAAAUCCUGCCGGGAAGUGUCCUUUUCCCACGAUGGACACAAGCUCUUCACUGUGUCCAAGGAUAAAUCCAUCCACAUCCUGAACGUGGAGGAGGGCCGGCUGGUGACACGCUUCUCCAAGGCUCACAGCUCGGCCCUGAACAGUCUGCUGGUGAUAGAUGACCACCUCUUUGCCACGGGGGAUGAUGGUGGGAUGCUGAAGGUGUGGGACCUCCGCAAAGGCACAGACAUCAUGGAGAUGCGGCAGCAUGAGGAGUACAUCAGCAGCAUGGCCAUAGACGAGAACAAGAAGCUCCUGCUCACCACCAGUGGUGAUGGAACCAUGGGUGUCUUCAACAUCAAGAGACGGCGCUUUGAGCUGCUCUCAGAGCCUCAGAGUGGAGACCUGACGUCCAUCGCGCUGAUGAAGAGGGGGAAGAAAGUGGUGUGUGGCUCUAGCGAGGGGACCAUUUAUCUCUUCAACUGGGACGGUUUUGGUGCCACGAGCGACCGCUUUGCAGUGAAGGCCGAGUCCAUCGACUGCAUGGUCCCUGUCACGGAGAAUGUCCUGUGCACGGGUUCCAUCGAUGGAGUCAUCAGGGCGGUGAAUAUCUUACCUAAUCGGGUGAUAGGCAGCGUUGGGCAGCACCUGGGGGAGCCCAUUGAACAGCUGGCCAAGUCCCACACUGGUCAGCUGCUGGCCAGCAGUGGCCAUGACCAGAAGGUGAAGUUCUGGGACAUCUCAUCACUCCGCUCCAUGGUGGUGGAUGAUUACCGGAAGAGAAAGAAGAGUGGGCAGCUGAAGGCCCUGAGCUGCAAAGCCUUGGGCGGCAGAGAGGACUUCUUUGCCGACAUGAGAGAGGAGGCAGAGGCCCCAAAGGAGGAGCAGGAGGAGGAGAGUGACAGCGUUGACAGUAACUGAUGGAAGCCCAGUGGCCUCUGGGAGAUUCCAUGGCCAGAAAGCUCCGUAGGGACAUGGACUAUGAAGCCAGCAGAUUCUGCAGCCAUGGGAAGGAUGCAUCCUCACUGUGUUGUGGAAGCAGCUGGAGGCCAAGCUUAUUUCCCCAUAGAGGACUGGCUCAUCUGGGAGUGUUCCUGCAGGCCAGAGUGCUAGCAGGGCCCUUGGUGCAGCUGAGUUGACAAGGCGCAACAUCCCUCUCUGCAUUCCUCAUUAAAGGCCGAUAGAGGUCUUAUUGGGAGAGGGGCUGGAACCUCCUGCCAGCUGGGAUGACCAGGCUUUGUUUGGAAAGAAGCAACUCUCCUGAUGGGAAAGGAGUGUCUCCAGUUUUCUCUCUAAGAGGAAAAAACCUACCUCAGACCCCUCUCCACCCUCUGCCCCAGCCCUUCCCUUGUGAGCUCUCAUAAGCACCAGCUGCUUUAUGGGACCAGGGCUGAGUCCUGAAUUCCUUCCCCCAGCCCUGCUGGUUGGCAGGAGCCUAGAGGUGAAUGUGGUAGUGUGUGCUCCAGGAGCUCUCUCCAAACUCCUUUGUGUACCAAAGAAUCCCUGCAGCCUCUGGAGCAUGGGAAAUGCAGGGAACAAUGUGAAUUCCAGUCUCCUCUGCAUGGAGCACUGAGCCAGGGCCCUAGAGCAUCUGGCUGUGCUUGUCUGAAGCAGGUGCCUGAGCUCUGAGUGCUGCCUCUGGGAUUACACAGCAGAGGGUUCCCCGUUGCUCCUGUGUCACCCAAGAUGCCGAAAGCCACUUUCUCAGAACUGCUGCUUAGGCACCUGUAGUAAUGAGAUGUGGGACAGGGAGGGGAAUGGGAAGAAGAAUCCCCCCAGCUGCCAGCCAUGUUUCACACCAACCCCCUCCCUGGCCUCUUGAAGUUUGCUACAAACUACUGAGCUCAGAGCCCCUUUGCUGGUCUGGGCAAUAUGGGCACUGUUGCCAGCUGUAUUUCUGACAGGCCAGGCUCUCCCCAGCCACCCUCACAACUUCUCCUCCCUUUAAAGGUGUCUUCAAGGAAAAACAACAGCCAGUUGCACCAGCUUCUCUCCAAGCUGGGAAGAUUCAUGUAGACAAGAAACUUGGACAAGCUACAGUGCAGGGCCCCAGUGCUGCCUGUCUCAGGAGAGUAACUGAUUCCCAUUGUGAAUUUGUAUGUGAAUAAACCACCAGGAAGCCUGUGUCCCAAGCUGGCCGGGAUCACUUUAUGUGACGGGGUUGGGGUGCAUGUGAUAAUCCAGCAGAGUUUGCUAUUAGAUCAGUACUGCCAGUAUGUUGUAACAGUGAGAGUGUGUGUGACUGACCAUCACACUGCUACUGCUAUGGCAUUUGCUGACUGGGAGAGUGCACGCUGCUUUCUGCAUGUGUCUACUUAAAUGGGGAAGUGGAUUGGCAGAGAUCGGGAGCAGGAGUUUUGUAGUGCAGUCGGAAGGCGUGGGGACAGGGAUGUGGCCCAGUAAGUUACAAGGCCUUUCAUCUCUGGCCUCUAAGAUUCAGAUUUGACGUACAAGCUGAGGGAGCGACCAAAAGACACAGCAGAAAUUAUCUUGGCUCUCCUGACUGAGGGGGCUGGCCUGACAUUCCUUACUCAGGUUGACAGCCUAUGGGGCUGGUUGUCACCAGGGGCAGGGGACAUGCAGAGAAGCCCCAGGGAAGGAGGAGUGUGGUGGGCCCAGGUGUCUGGCUGUUGCACCCCAAUUCAGUGUCAGCUUCCAUUCCUGCAUGUAGAGCCACUGCAGGCCUCUAUUCAGGAUAAUGGUUUUCCCAGCACCCCUUUGGCUAGUGCCAGGCUGUCUGUGUUACCGAAGAGCAGCUUGGUGGGGGGUUGCCCUAGAGCCCAGAUCAGGGACCUAGAGUGGCCCUGGAGACAGGAGCUGAGAUUUUUCCACAUGUGCAUCUGAUCUGUGUGAGCGGGUCAGGGGUUGCCUAUGCCCCUGUGUGCUUCUGGAAACCCAAGAAGCGGCAGCCUUAUGCUCUGGGGCUGCCCCAUCUGUACAAAAGUCGAGGGCAACUAUGGGGCCCAUUUAGCCCUAAGAAGAGCGGUUUCUGCCUUUGGCUGGGGAGGUGUGAAGGGGAGAGCUGGAAGCCUGUGAGGUUAGGUCUCUUGCCCUAAGAAGAGAGCAGCUACAGGCAAGCUAGUGCUGUUGCUGUGGUGAAGGCAGCUCUCUGCUGGUCUUGAGAUGUCUGAGGCAGCCUUGUGGCACCAGGUUCCCCUAUCAAGACAGGAAAUGAGGCCUCCUGGCUUCUCACCACCAGGAAUGAGAGCCUCUUGUGGAGGGGCUGGAGCUGGCUAACCUGUGCCCCUCUAGAGACAGCCCUGCCCUUCUAAGUGGCCUGGAAGGGAGCAAUUCAGGCAGCAGUGAGCCAGACCCUGAGUUCAGGGAGUUUCUUUUUACCUGUGUUGCUUUUUAAAUGGGCAGAAAGUGGCACAGGACUAAUUUGGGCUGGUGCUGGAGUAUAUCCCUUUAUAUGGCAUUUGUGCAGGACCUGGGAGCUGAGCACCAGGGAUUUGGGGAACGGAUGGAUCCUUGCCAAGCUCUUCACUAUGUGUAGUCACUGGGGAGGCGUGGAAGAGAACGUGCCAUUGUCUGGGAUACAAGAGGGACUUCAUGCAGUUGAGGUUAUAGGAAGGAUGUACUGGCCCACCCCUGCCUGCCUUCCCUCCUCUGCUUCCUUUUCCUCCUCCCCCUCUGACACCGAGCUACCGUUAGACUGCCAGCUUCCCAGCCUGCCUGCCCUUGCCAGCCCUAGUAAAAUUGUUGGUAAUUUGAAAAAGUCCGGUUCAGGGUGAACAAAAUAGUGUGGGUUUUGGGUUUUUUUUUGUAUUU
Messenger RNA from Caretta caretta (loggerhead turtle), 4142 nucleotides. RefSeq names its product WD repeat domain 55 (gene WDR55). Lineage: Eukaryota; Metazoa; Chordata; Testudines; Cheloniidae. The record is from RefSeq and is a predicted model, not a curated record. Gene Ontology annotation, molecular function: protein binding.